Closterium sp. Yama58-4 is the source of this 882-nucleotide messenger RNA. NCBI's taxonomy places the organism in Eukaryota, Viridiplantae, Streptophyta, Zygnematophyceae, Desmidiales, Closteriaceae. The record is from the annotation of a GenBank genome assembly.
AUGGCCGCACUCGCAGUCGCCCUUCCCACGGCCGGAUGCUUCGCUACGGCUUCCGCCGGGAAGAAAGCGGUCACUUGCAAGACCGCAAAUCUGGCCGCUCUGCCCGUCUUCCUCUCUACGAGGAGCACUGCUCAAAGGCGUGGCGCGGCUCUUAGAGUGACGUGCAGCAGCAGCAGCAAGCCGGUGGUGGCUAAGAGAGUGGAGAAUGCGGGCGAGCAGGAGGCGUUCCUGGCAUCGGGCUUCUUGGAGAAGGCGACGCUCAUGUCGGCUGCCGCCAUGACGCCGCUCCUGCUCAACGUGCAGGACGCCACGGCCGUGGGCGGCGAGUUCGGCCUUCUCGAGGGCCGGACGGCGGCGCUGGUGCACCCGUUCGUGAUGGGCGGGCUGUUUUUCACGACGCUCUACGCGUUCUACCUGGGCCGCCAGUGGAAGCAGGUCCGCGUCGUUGGCGAGAAGAUCCAGGACCUCAAGAAGCAGCUCCCGGCUGGCGAGGAGGCUGCUGCGGCGUCGCCACUGUCCGGCGAGAUCGCCACGCUCACUGCGCAACGCGCGGAGCUGGUGAAGGGCAACUACCGUGAGAAGCACUUCAACGUGGGGUCGCUGCUGCUGGGCUUCGGUGUGCUCAUCGCCGUGGAGGGGUGCGUCAACACCUGGUUCCGCACCGGCAAGCUCUUCCCCGGUCCCCACCUCUGGGCCGGCGCCACCAUCACGGUGCUGUGGGCGCUGGCUGCGUCGCUGGUGCCGGCGAUGCAGAAGGGUAACAUGGUGGCGCGCAAGGCGCACGUGGCGCUCAACAUGCUCAACCUUGCGCUCUUCGUGUGGCAGAUCCCCACCGGCCUGGAGAUUGUCGGCAAGGUUUUCGAGUUCACCUCGUGGCCUUGA